AUGGCCUCCCGGAGCCUGGGGGGCCUGGGAGGGAGCCGCGGCGGGGGCGGCGGCGGCAAGAAGAGCCUGAGCGCCCGCAACGCCGCCGUGGAGAGGAGGAACCUGAUCACGGCGUGCAGGUACGGCGCGGCCCGCCGCUCGGGGACAGAGGAGGGGGCCGCCGGCGCCCGGGCUGGGGAGAGCGCUAGCCCCCGGGGUCCCGGAGACAGCCCGCCGAGCCCCGGCCGCGCCGGGCGUGUCCGCGGCCAGCGCGUCCCGAGUGGGGCCGGUCUGGGCUCCAAGGCCCGGACUUUCCGUCAGUUUCAGUGCUGGGAGCCGCUGAGGGGAGGGCUUGGGGCGGGGCUGGGGGAGGAUUUGUUUUCAGGGUACAGUCUAGCGUCUGAGUGA
Molecule: messenger RNA, 387 nt
Organism: Rangifer tarandus platyrhynchus (Svalbard reindeer)
Lineage: Eukaryota; Metazoa; Chordata; Mammalia; Artiodactyla; Cervidae
Source: the annotation of a GenBank genome assembly